AUGAAAGAAUUUCAUUUUGACGCGCCUAGAUUUGCGGACUUAUUGAAUGAUGAAUUUCCUUAUACGUAAUAAAUAGCUAGACAAGAUCAAGUUCAACAGUGAUUUGAAGAAAAGUCAAAAACCACAUUUUCCAAGCCAAACCCCAGUUAUUUAAAGCCUACUAUUUCCUCUCGUAACAAAAUUCAAUCCAAAAAACAAAUUUUAGGAGAAGCCCAGAAAAACAAAGAAAACUUCCCAAUAAGCAAAUUCCCGGUUAAAAGAAAAUUAAUUCCAGCUGAAUUAACUCAGAAAAAAGCAAAGCUUCAAACAGGGUCUAAAAUCACAACUGGUAAAUUUUAA
Molecule: messenger RNA, 339 nt
Organism: Blepharisma stoltei
Lineage: Eukaryota; Ciliophora; Heterotrichea; Heterotrichida; Blepharismidae
Source: the annotation of a GenBank genome assembly